AUGAGUGCUGAGCAGGUUCCUUUUGAUAUCCUUUCGGACGACUAUGACCCAGAGGAAUGUAGCGAUAACUCUAUAGAUGAGGAGGAGUUAAACAACUUCCUUAUGGGCGAUGUGCUCGCCGGAACGGAAGAAAGGGGUAAAAGAUCAAAAAGGCUAUCGUAUGCCGAUCGAUUUAAGCAAAGAUUACUAAACAAGAAAAGAAAGAAGGAGAAAUUAGAAAAGGGCGAUGCUCCAGUCAAGAAAAAGAAGAAAAGAAAGAGUACAGUCUCACAAUCGAGCAAAUUAAAGCCGGAAUUAGAGAAAUUAAUGCAAGAAGCCACAAAUUUCUACUUGGACAAAAAAUUCGAUGAAGCUGUGAAGCUUUUGAAGGAAAUUGUUCGCAGGGCUCCUGGUCUUCAUGACCCUUUUCACACAUUAGGACUCAUUUACGAGGAAGAGUACAAGGAUCUCGUGACAGCUACUAGCUACUAUCUAUUGGCGGCUCAUCUGGUUCCUACAGACAUAUAUUUAUGGCACCGAAUUGGUGAAAUGUCGCAGAAUAUCGGUAAUAUAGACCAGGCCAUCUACUGCUUCAAAAAAUGUCUCAAGGAUGCAUACGGAGAGAUCAAUGAGGAAGUCUAUUUUUCACUUGCUAUAUGCUAUGUUGAAAAGAAGGACUACAACAAUGCGAUUAAAAAGUUCACUGUCUUGUUCCAGUUACAUCCAGAGGAUAUUUUGGUUACAACUGAAUUAUCCAAGUGUUUUCAAGCAAUAGGAGAUCUUAACUCGUCCCUCAUUGUCCUUACUGCCUACUUCAAGUUGACCUUUGACAUGAAAAUUGUGGAUACAAUAUGCGAUUUGCAGAUAAGCUUGGAGUUGUACAUGGAUUGUUACGAACUCUUGGAGUUUAUAGCAAAGUCCAACAACUUGCAACCAAAAAAUCUUGCAACUGAUCACCUAGUUUACUAUGUCAUUGCAUCCAUAUACCUAGACAAGGACGUAAAAGAUGAAUUGAGCGUGCUUUGGGAUACAAAAAUCUCUGCAAAGUAUAUCUACAUAAUUUCUGUGGCGCUUUCAUCGAAAUACAUUGAAGAAGCCUUAAAAUGGUUCAAAAAAGGGUUUCAGUUACCAUAUGAACUUUCUCCAGAAACUGCAAUAAAAAUGGCCAAAUUAGUUAUUCAAGUAGAGAAGAAUAACGAAUUUGCUAUAUCUAUACUCAAAAAAUCAUUGGAAACGCAUCCUGAUCAUUCUGAGCUUUUGAUUGCACUUGCUGAUGUUCUUGCUGAUAUAGGUGAUGUUACACAAGUGGAGGAGGUGCUAUCCAGACUAACAAUAGAUGACUUCGACAAGCUUCGUGACAUUCCUCAACCAAUUGACCAGGAUGAACGUAAAGAAACACUCUUCUCUCUCUACGACACCAUCGACAGUCUACUGCACAAAAUUCUUUCAAAGCCUGCAUCAAGAGCCUAUCCAUGUUUAUUGUCUAAGAAUGAACCCUUGGAUGCUGAAUGUAAAACUCGGGCACAUGAGUGGGUGGAUACCUUUAUAAGAAUUAUAAAGGAUUGUGAGAUGGAUACUAAGAGAGCAAUGCACAAAUUAAAUGAUGUCAAAGUAAUGAAACAGACCAUACAAACGAGGGAAGACCCUGUAGUAAACGAAUCAUCAAUAUUUGUUACGAGCGAAAGCGGUAGGAAAGGUACCAGUAAAAACUAUUCAUUUUUGAAGAUAAAGAAAGAAUUGGGUUUGCAAUCUGCAGAGGAUAUUUUAGGAUGGGAUCGAUAUGAGGAUUUGAUCAUCUCCGCCUGUAUAUUAAUGUCAAUUCUCCGCCGAUUCCAUGAGAGCUUUGAGAUUUUGGAGCUCAUAUCCAAUGGGAAAAAGAGAUACAAAUCUAACAUUGACCAUUCCGAAAGGAAAAGAUUGAUUAAGACUAUAGAUGAUUUGUCAUUCAAAAUGAGCUCAUUUGGAGGUCUAUUCAAAAUUGCAAUAGGUUACGCUAGAAAUGAAUUUUUGAAGGAUCCAACCGAUGGUAAUUUGCAAUGUUAUAGCAGAAUAUUAGGAACUGGAAAGCUGGCCCAUGCUGCCUUGUUUCCCCUUUCUUCUUCCAACGAAAAGGAUGUCCUUUUGGAAAAUAGGGCAUGGAUAACUAGGCAACUUCUUCAGAAACCAAACAACUUUGAGCUUUUAAUGCUUGCAGGUCAUUUCUGUACUAUUUCUGGGAACUGGACCUAUGCAAUUGAUGAAUACACUCGUGCUGUUCUGCAACGGCCUAAUGAUUCUGUUGCAGCUCUUUGUUUAGCUGUUAGCUACUUUAACUCCGCUGCCAGAAAAUUUACUGUUGAUGUGAAUAAGGCCAUUGUACUUGGGAUGACUUUUUUGCAGAAGUACGCAACACUCCGCAAAGCAUCAGGUAAAAGACUAUCGCAAAGCUGCCAAGCAGUGUUUUUGGCGGAGAACUGUUACAAUAUCGCAAGGGGUUUUCACAUGAUAAACAUGCUACACCUGGCGGUACCACUCUAUGAAUCCUGCAUUAAUACAAUCAAAGAUAUGGACUCCAAGCCAUCCAUGGAUGUAAAGGUCCAGUGCCCGUGUAUCAUAUGUGAUUACUGUCGCAGGAAGAAUCCCAGUCUUCCUCAUUCUGCGACAGGUUUUUCUACAAACUCGUUUAUAUGGAGUCAUGGAAAAGAGCAAAUUGUAAAGUGUGCUGCCUACAACCUCUUUUUGAUCUAUACACAACAAAACAGUUUAACACAAGCAAACCACAUUUCUAGUCAGUAUAUAGUAUGGAACUGA
Theileria equi strain WA is the source of this 2769-nucleotide messenger RNA. Its product is annotated as tetratricopeptide repeat domain-containing protein. The transcript is spliced from 6 exons. Gene Ontology annotation, biological process: transcription by RNA polymerase III. NCBI's taxonomy places the organism in Eukaryota, Apicomplexa, Aconoidasida, Piroplasmida, Theileriidae. The coding region runs from base 1 to 2769 and encodes 922 amino acids. The record is from RefSeq and is a predicted model, not a curated record. Gene Ontology annotation, molecular function: protein binding. Gene Ontology annotation, cellular component: transcription factor TFIIIC complex.